CCCGCCUGGCUUUUUCAACAGCCCAGAGUGAUGAUACCUACAUGCAGCUCAAGAAGGACUUGGAGUAUCUGGACCUGAAGGUAGCUGGAGGUCAGAAGGAGGCAGGGAAACCUGUCAAGGUUGCAGAAAGUGACGUGGAUGUGAAGCUGAGUCGGCUGUGUGAGCAGGAUAAGAUCCUCAAAGACCUGGAGGCGACGAUCAGCUCUCUGAAGGAAGAUAAGGACAAGUUGGAGAGUGUGCUGGACGUGUCCCACCAGCAGAUGGAGCUGUACCAGGACCAGCCGGUCCACGCUCAGAAGAUCUCCUACCAGCAGAGGCUGCUGCAGGAGGACCUGGUGUCCAUCCGGGCCCAAAUAUCACGCCUCUCCACGGAGAUGGCUCAGGCCUGGGAGGAGUACAACCGGCUGGAGAGGUCCAUGGAGCAGCUGAGGACGGCGCUGCAGGCUCACAUGAACCACAGUGCCACCCCUCAGCAGGAGAAAGGAGAGAUGAAGCGCGAGUUGUGGAGGAUCGAGGACGUGAUGGGGGGGCUGAGUGCCAGCAAAGCCAACUACAAGAUCACCAUCGACUCUGUCCAGAACCCAGAGAGGAAACUAGUGCCUUCGGUGUCGGACCGCUCCGUGCCUUCUCUCAGCGCCGAGGUCCAGCCUCCGCCUCGCAGCUCCGUGCCCAACGCCCGCUCCCAAACGCUGCCUCACAGCACCGUGCCAAAGUGGGCCGAGGACAGCGCCCCCCCCAGGCCUCCCCUCCCUCACCUCUAUGACACCGAGGACCCGCCCCCCGUGGUGCCGCCGCUCCCCAAAGAGGCGUCCGUCAUCCGCCACAUGUCGGUGCGAGGGCUGAAGCGCCAAUCAGACGAGAGGAAGAGGGACCGGGAGGGCGGGCAGUACGUCGCCAACGGAGAGACGGACAUGCGGUCGUACCUGAGUGAACCAGAGCUGCCGGCCGUGAGCACGGGGGCCAACAUGGACUACCUGUACUUCCAGGGCAAAGGUAUCUGAAAUGAUACA
Molecule: messenger RNA, 1010 nt
Organism: Notothenia coriiceps (black rockcod)
Lineage: Eukaryota; Metazoa; Chordata; Actinopteri; Perciformes; Nototheniidae
Product: pleckstrin homology domain-containing family A member 7-like
Exons: 10
Coding region: 42-1001 (319 amino acids)
Source: RefSeq, a predicted model, not a curated record